AUGGAGCUAUUAAGGCAGAAGAAUAAAAAGACGGUAGGGCCACUCACACCAGCAGAAAAACAGAAAAACUACCGAUUGCGACACUCUGAAAAAAUCAAAGAAAAAGACAGAGGAAGACAAAAAGGCCAAAGAUCCCAUCUGAAAGAGGAUGAGAAAUUAUGGAACGAUUACAGAAAAAAGGAAAACGAAAGAAUGAGAUUGAGGAGAGCUUUACUAAAAGAAAAGUCUCAGAACAACAUUGAUCUGUCCAAGAAUGAAAAUACGUAUAAAUGUCCUCAAAGUCUUGGCAAAGCUGUCAGGAAAGUCCAGAAUGCACUCCCAACUUCACCAAGAAAGCGGCAAAAAGUUUUACAAACAGUUUUAAAUAAUGCAAAUUCUACUUCUACCUCCACUGAACUUCAACGCAGCAGACAAUCCCUACCCAUUACCACAGAGGAGGCAGUUAUAAACUUCUAUUCAUCAAAUGAUGCCUCAUGGCAGGCACCUGGCAUGAAAGAUCAUGUUAUAGAAAGGCUUGAAGAUGGUACUAAAAACUAUCUGCAGAAAAGAUUCAUGUUAUUUUCAUUGAAAGAAGCGCAUCAAUUAUUUCUUGAAGCUAAUCCAGAAAAGUUGAUAAGUUUGUCAAAAUUUUGUUCUUUAAGACCAUUGAAUGUUGUUACUUUUUCUAAUGUACCACACAAUGUUUGCGUAUGCACUGAACAUGAAAAUAUUCCAUUACUUCUUGUUGUGCUGAAUAAUGUAGACAAAAAUAUUCCAACUGAAUUUAGAACAUUUAUUAAUACCAUUGUCUGUGAUCCACAAAAUUUCAAUUGCAUGCAACAGGAAUGUGCAACUUGUCAUAAUCGUAUUAAUUUGUUGAAACCCACAAGUAAUGAAUGUUUAACUUAUUUUCGGUGGUCAAAAAAUGAUUUGAAGAAAGUAGACAAAUUAAAAUUUACAGCCACUGUUCAUGAAAUCUUUCAAAUUUUAGCAUCUAAACUCAGAUCUUUUUUAAUCCACACAUUUAUUAAAAGAACUCAAUCUAAGAAAUUUGAUAAUUUAAAAUGUAAUGUGGAUGUUAAGUCAAUUCUUAUUCCAGUUGAUUUUUCUGAAAAUUUUUCCAUCAAGGAUCAAAAUGAAAUACAGUCUGCGCAUUGGGUAAAUAAUCAAUGUACUUUAUUCACUGUUUUUAUGUGGAUUAAUGGAACAAUUACCAAGAGUAUGGUCAUAAUAUCAGAUUAUUUAGAACAUGAGAAGUAUGCUGUAUAUACUUUUAUGACACACAUUUUUAAAUAUUUAAAAAGUAACUUUCCUGAUGUCUUACAUGUCAAUAUAUUUUCAGAUGGUCCAUCAUCUCAAUUUAAACAAAAGUAUUUGUUUUCAAACUUAGAGGUUUGGUCUGAAAAAUAUUCAUUUAAUAUAUUUUGGCACUUUCUCGCUACCUCCCAUGGGAAGGGUGUCGUCGAUGGGAUUGGGGGUAGUGUCAAACGCUCUGUCUGGCGACGAGUUCUUUGUGGGGAGGUCUCUAAGUCUGCUGAAGAUGUUGCUGAUUUGGCCAAAAAAGUUAAUCCCAAUGUUAUUAUUUCAUACAUAACCAAAGACACCAUAGAACAGACCAAAACUACUCUCGAUGAAAGAUGGAGAUUAAUAAGCACUAUACCAGGUACACAUAAUAUUCAUUUCAUAACAUCGGGUAAGAAUGGCAUUGUGAAAUAUUCCAAUACAUCUGCUACACUGAACCUCCAGGAAACCCAAAUUCAUCAUUCUGAUUCUAAUGACAAAAAUAUUACAGAUAAUUCAGAUAAGGAAAUUAAUAUGCAUGAUUGGGUUGUUGUCUUAUAUGAAGAAGAAUAUUUCCCAGGUGAAAUCACAAACAUUAUCGGUGAUGAUAUUGAAGUUGAUGCCAUGGAACAGUGUGGUGAUGUUUGGAAUUGGCCGAAAAUAUCUGAGAUAUAUUACGACAGGGAAAAAGUUAUUCGCAAGAUAAGUCCACCUACGAUCGAAAUGAAGGGAUCAAGAAUAUUUUAUUCAUUUCAUGAUAUUCAAGAACUUUAA
This is a messenger RNA of Lottia gigantea (owl limpet), 2034 nucleotides long. RefSeq lists its product as hypothetical. The record is from RefSeq and is a predicted model, not a curated record. The coding region runs from base 1 to 2034 and encodes 677 amino acids. The transcript has 2 exons. Lineage: Eukaryota; Metazoa; Mollusca; Gastropoda; Lottiidae.